ACUGCCCACCCCCAGGCCCCGUCGCUCUUUCACCUGUCAUUGCUCUCCUUCCGAGCCUGCUCUACAGACGCGUCAUUGUUGCUGCGCGUCGCCUUUGUUAACACACACACUCUCUCUCUCCCUCAGCUCUCCCCAGAGCCGAGCCGAGCAUCCGAUCGCCUGCCCUCUCCUCGCCUUCGCCGCCAUGGAGAAUGCGACGGUUGCCAGCGGGAUCCCCCCGCUCCCGGACUACACGCUUCACCCUCUCCCUCCGCUCGUGUCCGGCAUUCCCGACAAGUACCUGACACUGGCCCUUCCCGUCAUUGCCUACUGGGCCGUCUCCAUGUUCUUCCAUGUUAUCGACACCUACGACUUCUUCCCUCAGUACCGCCUGCACACGCCCGUCGAGCUCACCCAGCGGAACCACGUUUCCAGGUGGGACGUCUUCCGGGAUGUCAUUCUUCAGCACAUAAUCCAGACCGUUUUCGGUGUUGGCUUGGCCUGGUUCGACCCGGAUCCCACCUAUGGCCAGGAGGACCAUGACGUUGCCGUUUGGGGCCAGCGUAUCAGACUUGCCGAGAGAGCAAUUCCAACUAUUCUUUCUGCUUUUGGCCUGAACGCAGUUGCAUUGGCGAAGAACAUGGCCGAUUCUUACCCCAUGCUUUCCGGUGUCCUGGCGGGAGGAAGAUACUCAGAAUUGACGCAGACUAUUGUCUCCAACGGCGAGACACUGAUUGCGCCUGCUUUUGCCUCGUGGGAGAUCUCUCUUGCCAAGCUCAUUUACUGGGUCGGGAUUCCGGCUCUCCAGUUCCUCUUUGGAGUACUGGUCGUGGAUACCUGGCAGUACUUCUGGCACCGCGCCAUGCACCUGAACAAGUGGCUGUACACAACCUUCCACUCCCGUCACCACCGCCUUUACGUCCCCUAUGCUUACGGCGCUCUCUACAACCACCCCUUUGAGGGCUUCCUCCUUGACACUCUGGGCACCGGAAUCGCAUACCUGCUUUCGGGCAUGACAAUCCGCCAAUCGAUGUGGUUCUUCACUGGCUCCACCAUUAAGACCGUCGAUGACCACUGUGGCUAUUCUUUCCCCUGGGACCCACUUCAGAUCAUCACGUCGAACAAUGCUAGCUACCACGACAUCCACCACCAGAGCUGGGGCAUCAAGUCCAACUUCUCGCAACCCUUCUUUACUUUCUGGGACCGCUAUCUGGGCACCAUGUGGACCGGUGGCGACACCACGGCCAAGUACGGCCGCGCCCGCAAGGCUGCCGAGCGCAAGGCUGAGACUGAGGUAUUGAAACCUCAGUUCCUUCCCCCCAUUCUCCAGGAGAGCAGCAACACCGAGACUUCUGAGAACGAGGCUGGAAAGCCUCUCAGGCGCAGCCCGAGGAAGAAGGCGCACAGCACGUCGCAGCAAACUGCAAACCUGAAGGGGCUCCGAGACCGCGUCAAUGGGAGCCUCCAGGGCAAGAGCCCUAACGUUCUUGGUGUAGAGAGCAGCCAUUAAGUCCCGGAGAACACUUCGUAAUUCGUCCAUCUGGCUAACUGUACGAUGAACUGUUGGAUGUUUUUGUUUCGCGUCCUAAUGUCUAUUUUUACUUGCACUUUAGCAAUCUGGAUUUACAGGACCUGUGGUCUUGACCCUCUUCAGUGUAUAUUCUUAUUGUUCUUAGGGAAAGGGCUUUAAGGGCAGGCGCAUCGGCGAUUGUUUUUUUUUUUUAAUGAUUUAUGAAGGCUAGGCUAAAAUUUCUUCGCCUUCCGUUAAGAACACAGUACAGAUCACUCGCUUUUCGAUCGGAUGGGUAUUCGUAAUUCUGCAGCGCGGAGCGAUUGGGGAAUUGGUUCAGUCCGAAGUGAUAAUUCCUAGGGAGACUCGAGUGUUUUCCCAAAAUCCAUUAAUUCUUUUCUUCCACCUGUGCCGGAUCCAGACCAACGUC
Aplosporella prunicola CBS 121167 is the source of this 1919-nucleotide messenger RNA. RefSeq lists its product as uncharacterized. The transcript has 2 exons. Gene Ontology annotation, molecular function: iron ion binding; oxidoreductase activity. Gene Ontology annotation, biological process: lipid biosynthetic process. Lineage: Eukaryota; Fungi; Ascomycota; Dothideomycetes; Botryosphaeriales; Aplosporellaceae. The record is from RefSeq and is a predicted model, not a curated record. The coding region runs from base 185 to 1489 and encodes 434 amino acids.